Molecule: messenger RNA, 1270 nt
Organism: Moneuplotes crassus
Lineage: Eukaryota; Ciliophora; Spirotrichea; Euplotida; Euplotidae
Source: the annotation of a GenBank genome assembly
UUUUGAUAAUAAAGUUAAAGUAACCCUAUCAAUGGCAGUACAAGCCGAUGCCAGCAGUUCUGAUCUUCUUGAGACUCUAAUAAGUGAGGUUAGAAGUCUCCAGAAUGAUGUCAAAGCCAGCCAGGUUGAUUACACUAACAGACUGAGGCAUGAAGACCACCUCAUCGAAGGAUUAGAGAACGAGAGUGCAAAAUUAACAGAGGGGUUUAGCAAAAUUCAUGAUUUUAUCACUCUGAUUCCAUCCUAUCUUAAUGGAGAUGAGGACUCUCAGAAGCUUGAGAACUUUGCAAAGCCAGCACAUAGGAAAAGAAGGAAGAAGACCCGAGAGCUAAGUCAUAAAUACUCAAUACUUAUGACUGAUGAGCCAGGUCAUGUGGCCCAGCCUAAACAAGCCCUUCAGGCGACAGCUGAGGAGUCUGCUUCAGUAGAGCACCAGUUGGAUGAUUCAAAGCAUGAAGCGGCUCAAGUGGAAGAGACCAAAGAGCCUGAGUCUCGGUAUAAGGUAGACCAAAAGCUUUUACAGGAGAAGAUAGAUUUAUUCGAGCAAUACGCUAAGAAGGAUGAAUGGAGUGAGGUCACCACUCGAGGAGAUUCCUUUGUCGGGUCCUGGGCAGGCGACAAUAAUCUGACUGGCUUGUACGGCUCAACCAUUGCGAAUGGGUGCUUUGAAGAGCUAAUGGAUCUCUGCGGCAACAUAGAAGAGGUCAGGAGGUACAACUCCCUUGUGGAUACAAUCACUGUUUUGGAAGAUAUAGAUAUGGAUACCAAAGUAGCCUUCAUGCGGUUUAAAGGAAUUCUAAUAGUUUCAGGUCGAGAGUUUAUGGUGCUAGUGAAAAGACAUACAAUGAAGGAUGGCUCUCAAGCCAUCCUAUCUUAUAGUAUUGAUGAUUAUGAUGAUGCUCCUCCUGAAACUGGGCAAUUCGUAAGAGCUCAUAUGGAAAUCGGGGGUUGGUAUCUCCAUCCACUCAAGCCUGAAGAGUUAACUCCUGAUGGAAAGUUAGAUGAUUGGGAAUCCAAGAGUUAUGUAGCAAAUUUUGCAAUCAAUGAUCUUAAAGGGUCGCUCCCUCAAUUUGUGAUUAAGGCAUCGGCAUUCACACAGCUCAAAGUUCUUAAUGGGUUUAGAAAACUAGUAGACACGAAGAGGGAAGAAGGAACUCUCUUCACUCGUGAACAGUUUGAAGCUUUGUUCAAAGGCAAAUCUAAGAAGUAUCACAAUCUCUACUUGGAAGCAAAGGAGAUUAUUGCUAAAUCAUGGGAGGAUGAGAGCUAA